ACCACUAUUACAUAUAUUAUUCACACACAAAACGCUACGGAAAGUAAUUAAAGAAAAAACAAUGGGUGUAAAGGCAUGGACGUGUGCUUCCUCCAUUAACUACAAUAUCUUCUUAUUACCGGCAUUCCCAAAUCCAGUCCCGCGAGCUUCUCUGAAUCCCAGGCGCCAUGAAGCUCAAAGAGAGCCACCGCUAUUAUCAUGCUUGGGCAAGAGGAAGCUCGGUCUCUCAUCCCUGUCCUUAAUUCUAAGUGGGUUUUUCCCAAACUUGCCAAUGGCCAUGUCUGCGCAAGAAUUGGAGCUUGAGAGGUACAUUGAUUCAAAGGAGGGUUUCACUCUCCUCAGGCCUUCUUCUUGGAUUAAGGUUGAAAAAGCAGGAGCAACUAUUCUGUUUGAGGAGGCUGAUAAGGGAAGUACUAACAAUGUUGGAGUUUUGGUGAACCCAAUUCGUCUUAAUGCUCUCACAGAGUUUGGUAGUCCUGAAUUUGUGGUUGAUAAACUUAUACACGCUGAAAGGCGCAAGGAAAGUACCAAAGAGGCUGAGGUAAUUGCAGUUGCACAAAGAUUAGGCCAGGGAGGUUCGCAAGUGUAUGAGUUUGAGUACAAGGUUGAUAGCACCAGGGGAGGAAUGAAGAGGGUCUUUUCAGCGGCAUUUGUUGCUUCAAAGAAGCUGUACCUUCUUAAUAUUUCUCACUCUGAUAAACCUGAGAACCCACUGGACACCCACACAAGAACAGUACUGGAGCAAGUUCUUCAUUCAUUUGAUUCAGCUCCUCUGGUAUAAUAUGUAAGAUGGUGAUGCCUAGGUGCUGUGCAGCUUAUGUAAAUUUGAAUUCACCACUUAUUAUCAGACGUUUGAUGGCCAAGGUAAGGCAAUUCUGGAACAACAAUGAAAAUUAAUUUGCUUUGUUGUAUGUUUCUUGUCAUUUUGAUAGCAUAACUUUGAGCAUCCUAGAGAUUGUGCAUGCAUGCCUAAUCCCCUAAUGUGUAUGAGCACAUAUGUACUCGUGUAUAAUCUUACAAGCUAGAGCCUUUCUUUUCUAA
Molecule: messenger RNA, 1041 nt
Organism: Humulus lupulus (European hop)
Lineage: Eukaryota; Viridiplantae; Streptophyta; Magnoliopsida; Rosales; Cannabaceae
Product: psbP domain-containing protein 2, chloroplastic
Exons: 3
Coding region: 62-781 (239 amino acids)
Biological process (GO): photosynthesis
Cellular component (GO): photosystem II; extrinsic component of membrane; photosystem II oxygen evolving complex
Molecular function (GO): calcium ion binding
Source: RefSeq, a predicted model, not a curated record